Scylla paramamosain (green mud crab) is the source of this 3584-nucleotide messenger RNA. RefSeq names its product inactive ubiquitin carboxyl-terminal hydrolase MINDY-4B-like. Gene Ontology annotation, molecular function: cysteine-type deubiquitinase activity; K48-linked deubiquitinase activity. The record is from RefSeq and is a predicted model, not a curated record. Lineage: Eukaryota; Metazoa; Arthropoda; Malacostraca; Decapoda; Portunidae. The transcript is spliced from 12 exons. Gene Ontology annotation, biological process: protein K48-linked deubiquitination. Bases 236 to 1585 code for a protein of 449 amino acids.
UAGGGGGCCCUGAUUCACGCUACACACUCGUGACGCUCGCAGGCAGGCAGAGUGGCGGCGGACACGAGUGAGGGAGUAUAUAUCUUCUCUCCCUCCACCGCCCGGAGCACUGGCUGGCCUGGAGACGAGCUGGCGAACGUGUGUGUAGUGCUGUGCUGGUAGCGUUCUUCUCUCCCUACUUCUCUCCUGUCUUAGAAACUCACGCCCCUCCUGAAGACGCAGAAGGGGCGGCAGGAUGAAGGCGAUGGCGGCCGCAGGAGGCUUCCAGGACUCGGUGAAGAGGGUGAUGACAGCGAGGACCUUGGGAAAGAAGACUGAGGCGCCCGCGACCCACGAGGAGGAGGAUGAGUCAAAGAGCGAGAGGCGGAGGUGCUUCCAGAAGGUGGUGAAAAAAGUGGUGCAGACGCAAAACACUGUCAACAACGUGUCCCGCCGCCCGCACAAGCACGUCUUGUACCCCAGCAGAAGCAGAUCAUGUAUAAGACGUGUUUCCAUAGUCGGAGCGGAGCCGAUAACUCUGGAAACUGCUAUGGAGCUACGGACGGUGGUGUUCGGGGCGGCAGACAUUCACCCGUUUUCUUUGGGAGAGUGGCUGGACCAUCCCUUCACCUUCUACGACGCGGGCACGGCUCAAGCUUACGGCCUGCGGGUUCCGAACUCCAGCACUAAGGGGUUCGUGAUGUGCGUGCAGGCGUUCGUGCUCAAACACCUCCUCUUCAGCUCCAGGAAACUCGGCGCCGUUGCGGAUGUGCCGAAGUUGCUACGCACGACGCGGGCGGCGCAGGUGGAGGCGCUGCUGGGGGCGCUGAGUGACAUGCUGUGGACGGCGGGCGGUAGGCAGGGCGCUGUUCUCUGCCUGGCGCACAGUGAGGGGAACAGCAGUGACGACCCGCAGUACAUGAACGACGGGUGCACGGAGAAGAUUGUGGUUUUCCAGCUUGGCAGUUAUGAGGAAGUCAAAUAUACCAUAAAGAAGUAUUUAUUUGAGAUGGUGACGGAGGGGCACCACGGAAUGCUUCUCUUUCUGUAUAGCAUUGUUCUCUCCCGGACCUUCCCCGCGUUACAAGAGGACAUGUCAGGCGAGACUCACCCGCUGAUCCAGACGAACGGCAGCAUCCACCCCUGUCUGGUAACACUGCUGCUGACGGGUCGGGCCACGCACCACCUCCACAACGGCAUCAUCUACGAGGGGGACGAGAACACCAUGGCGCGGCCGAAGACUGGGAUCCUGCAGCGGGCGGAGGUUGGGCUGCUGGUGUGGAAGAGGCAGGAUGGAGGGCCAGUAUUGGUUGGAUCGCGCCUCAAAACUCCCUCUCUGCCUAUCUGGGUGACGCGGUGCAAUGACGCCUACGGAAUACUCUUCAACCCAAACAGGGACCUCAUCAGGGACUACCACGCCGAGAACAGAUUCGACCUGUACUACUACUCCUCCAACUCGAGUCAAAACGCCACCACCAUCCUGACCAUUGACACCAGAAGCCCUUCCUUCCGCGAGGAGUACCAGCUGUCGCCCCUGGAGAACCUCAUCCACACCAAGUGGAUGGAUGCCGAGGUGAACUGGAACGGCACGGCGCCCUACGUGUAGCAUCUCGCCCCUUCCUCCCUUCCUCGUCGCCUUCGUCAUCCCGACCCUCAGGAGAAAAACUUUAGCGCUAAGAUAUCCUUUCCUCGUCCUUCUUCCAGCCCCAUUACAGCCCCUUGCAUCAUACAGGUCCUACAGUCCUUCUUCCACCCAGAGACAAGUCCUUCAGCCUCCUCUACAGUAAUCCAGCCCUUCUCUAAGUUCCAAACAAGGUCCUUCAUACUAUCCUUCAAAUCAUUUACGUAUCCACUCCUCCUUCCAAGCCUACAAAAGUCCUUCAGCCUGUUUUGAAAGUCCUACAGUGAUCUAGUCCUUCUUUCAUUUCCAAACGAGAUCCUUCGGUCCAUCCUGUUCUUCCUUCAGUUCAUCCUACAGAUCAUUCACGCAUCCAGUCCUUUCAUCGGUCAAUUUGGUCCUUCCUUCAGCCAAUUCGAAAAGUCCUACAGACACCCAACGCUUCUUUCAUUUCCAGACAAACUCCUUCACUCUAUCCUACAAAUCCUUCACGCAUCCAGCCGCCUUUCUUCCAGCCUAGCCAAGCCCUUUAGUCUAUCCUACACAUUCCUCAACUACUCUGCCCUUCUCCUAGCUCCAUACAAGAUCCCUCGGCCCAUCCUAUGAAUCCUUUACGCAUUCAGACCUUCUUGCUGCCAUUCAGACCAGUCCUACUUGUCCUCCACCCACCUCGUCCUUCUUCCAGACCCAAGGAAAUCUUUCAAGUUAUCUUUCAAACCCUAAGCCCUUCCCUGUGUUCUUCAGCCAAGAUUUCAUUUCAGGAUCACCAACAUAUCCGUCCAUAUUUCCUUCUCUCACUCCUCCUUCAUCCUCCAGGGGUCCAGUUCACCUUCAGAAGAUAAUGUGCAGGUGUUCCCAUGCCCCUUACCCAACUCAGUGCCUCACAGUAUAAAUAGGAAGCUUCGUAAGUAGGAGUGUAACAUAGAGAGUGAUAUUUUUGCGUAGACUCGUGAGAAGACUGACUAGAGUUCCUGGUAUUACGAGCCGUGUUCCUCAAUGUUUUCGCGUCAUGUCUCUGCCUUGGCUACAUUGAACAGGCUAUGGUAUAUGCAAUGAGGGUCUCCAAGGGUGUCAGCAUGAUUCAGAUGGAAAAAAAAACACGCCAUGAGAACUGACGUAUCAUCUCUGUGGCCUUUGGAAAUAGUCCCGGUACGAGAGUAAAGAGUUUCGGCUCUACCUCUACCUUGGCUACAUUGAACUGGCUAUAGUGCAUGUGAUUCACGUCUCCAAAGGUGUCUGUAUGAUUCAAGUGAUAGUUUAACAAGGUUUCUUCAUUACCAGUGGGAAAGACACUCAUGAGAACCCGACUAGUCAUCAAUGUGGCCUUUGAAAACUCCUGGUGAGAGAGCAAACCGUUGAAGAAUUACUGGCUUUUGUUUCGAGGUUACGAUAUUUGCUUCCUCAAACUUGACGCUUAGAGCUCUUUGGGAGUUAGGAAUUGAGUUGGAAGUACGAGAAUGAGCUAGUUUUGCCCGGCCAGUGUAAUAUAUAUAGGGAGCAAGUUAGCUAAAGUGUGUGUGUGCGUGUGUGUGUGUGUGUGAGUGUGUGUUCCUGAGUAGCGCUGGGGCUUCCUCCAGGUUGCCACACACACCUGACCAAAGAAAGGGAUGUGCGGUGCUCAACUACACUCUGUUCUAGGUAACUUGGCGAACAAGCUUCUCCUCCGUUACACACCAACCAAAUCUUGGCACAAAAAGAGGUGGAGCUUAUCAAACUAAACCAACGUCUCGGAGAAGCAACGGAGAGCCAAUCAGAUGCGUUCUCCAGUAGACCACGGCAAAUAGCGAGCCUAGAGUCACUAUAGGGGCGGAGACUAACCAGUCACGUGGGUUGGAUUGCAGAGGAGGAGGAGCGUGUUCGCCAAGUUACCCUGAACAGACUGGCUGAUUAAUAUAGUAGUGUAUAAUCAAUGUAAACUUGCUGUAAAUUCAUGCAGGGUGGAGAGCAACUGAAAUGUAGCAGCAGAAUAGGGAACAGCAACAAGGUA